UGGCUUAUGCUUUGCCAGUUCCUAGCCAUCGGUGCUAUGUUGGCAAUGGCACAGAGUACAGAGGUACGGCAAAGACAACCAUUUCUGGACACAGCUGCUUGCCUUGGGAUUCAGACUUGCUUUAUCAAGAGCUACAUGUCGACAGCAUUGAGAAAGCAGUACAGCUUGGCUUGGGGCCGUUCUCUUACUGCAGAAAUCCGGAUGAUGAUGAGAAGCCAUGGUGUUACAUCAUGAAGGACAACAGUUUGUCUUGGGAGUAUUGUGACAUUCCAUCUUGUGCAAGCAGGGAAAGGAGGCCACCGGUUCCAGACAAGGUAGAUAGUUCUGCAGUUACCAGAAGACCAUGUGGGAGAAGACACAAAAAAAGAAGUUUUGUGAGACCUAGGAUUGUUGGAGGAUCUUCAUCUCUGCCUGGAUCUCACCCCUGGACAGCAGCUAUCUAUAUUGGAGAGAGUUUCUGCGGUGGAAGCCUUAUUCAGACUUGCUGGGUUGUGUCAGCAGCGCACUGCUUUGCUAACAGUCCACUAAAAUCAACUAUUACAGUAGUUCUGGGACAGCAUAUAUUUAAUAGAACAACUGAUGUAACACAAACAUUUGAAAUAGAGAAAUACAUCUUGCAUCCUCAGUAUUCUGUGUUCAACCCUACUGAACAUGAUAUCGCUCUGAUUAAACUGAAGAAGAAUGGCCAACGUUGUGCUGUCAAGUCCCAGUUUGUUCAGCCCAUCUGCUUGCCGGAGAGUAACACCAUUUUCCCUGAUCAGUUCAAAUGUCAGAUUUCUGGAUGGGGGCACAAGCAUGAGAAUAUAUCUGGUUAUUCAAAUGUCCUGCAAGAAACACUGAUUCCAAUUAUUCCUGAGGAGAAAUGUAGAAGCCCUGAAAUUUAUGGAACAGAAAUCACCGAAAAUAUGUUCUGUGCUGGCUACUUUGACAGCAAAUCUGAUGCUUGUCAGGGAGAUUCUGGUGGGCCUCUGGCCUGUGAGAAGAAUGAAAUCUCUUACCUCUAUGGAGUUAUCAGCUGGGGAGAUGGCUGUGGCAGAGUCAACAAACCUGGAGUGUACACACGAGUGACAAACUAUGUAAACUGGAUUAAUGAGAAAAUAUCCCCCCGGAAAACUAGUUGA
This is a messenger RNA of Phaethon lepturus (White-tailed tropicbird), 1121 nucleotides long. It is a transcript of the gene HGFAC, whose product is annotated as HGF activator. NCBI's taxonomy places the organism in Eukaryota, Metazoa, Chordata, Aves, Phaethontiformes, Phaethontidae. The record is from RefSeq and is a predicted model, not a curated record. Gene Ontology annotation, molecular function: serine-type endopeptidase activity. Gene Ontology annotation, biological process: zymogen activation; blood coagulation. The annotation marks the transcript as partial. The transcript has 7 exons. Gene Ontology annotation, cellular component: rough endoplasmic reticulum.